GUAGUCAUUAUGCAUUGUCGGUGCUUGAGAAAAUGCCGCAAAGGCCACGGAAAACUCUCGAUACCUUAAUCAACACCAAUAAUCCGCAUGCAUUGGAUCUCAUUCAUAGGUUAUUGAUUUUCGCUCCCCAUCGACGUUUGACUGUCGAGCAAUGCUUGGUUCAUCCAUAUGUUCUACAAUUUCAUAGUCCUGCCGACGAACCAGUUUUGCCGUACGAUGUGAAUCUGCCGUUGCCUGAUCACAUCCAAUUAUCGAUUGAUGAUUAUCGGAACAAGUUGUAUGAUAUGAUGAAUCAAAAGAAGACGCACAUCCGACGGAUACAACACGAUAAAAUCAAACUAGUUAGAGCAGCGCCAAUAGCACAAGCCGAGUGCAGUGAUACCGAUUACGAUACGGCCAGAAGUAUGGCUCGAGCGGCGAGUGUCGAGAAGAACGGCAGUCUGCAUAGUGGCAGUACUCUUAGAGAACGUGCGCAGUCGGCUGAUUCACGGUCGUCCAAAGGAAAUGGGAUGACGAAAGGUCGGCGACGUUCGAUCGAGCGGCCACGGAUGUUCAGGGGAAUUACGCCGAGCCGACUUAUGCACCCACAUAAGCUUAUCUCGAAUUAUUGA
Haemonchus placei is the source of this 611-nucleotide messenger RNA. Lineage: Eukaryota; Metazoa; Nematoda; Chromadorea; Rhabditida; Trichostrongylidae. The record is from the annotation of a GenBank genome assembly.